AUGCAAGCAUCCACUGACAGACGGGUGGCUGUUGCACAUGGGUGCGUUGGCCACAAGUUGAACCCAGACCUCCCCCACGUGGAAGUGUCUCUGCAGGUGGAUAUCGUUCCCAGCCAAGGGGAAAUCAGCGUUGGAGAGUCCAAAUUCUUCCUGUGCCAAGUGGCAGGGGAUGCUAAAGAUAAAGACAUCUCCUGGUUCUCCCCUAAUGGAGAAAAGCUCACCCCGAACCAGCAGCGGAUCUCAGUGGUGUGGAACGAUGAUUCUUCCUCCACCCUCACCAUCUACAACGCCAACAUCGACGACGCUGGCAUUUACAAGUGUGUGGUCACUGGUGAGGAUGGCAGUGAGUCGGAGGCCACGGUCAAUGUGAAGAUCUUCCAGAAGCUCAUGUUCAAGAAUGCUCCAACCCCACAGGAGUUCAGGGAGGGGGAAGAUGCUGUGAUUGUGUGUGAUGUGGUCAGCUCCCUCCCCCCAACCAUCAUCUGGAAGCACAAAGGCCGAGAUGUCAUCCUGAAAAAAGAUGUCCGAUUUAUAGUCCUGUCCAACAACUACCUGCAGAUCCGGGGCAUCAAGAAAACAGAUGAGGGCACUUACCGAUGUGAGGGCAGAAUCCUGGCUCGGGGGGAGAUCAACUUCAAGGACAUUCAAGUCAUUGUGAAUGUGCCACCCACCGUCCAAGCCAGGCAGAACAUAGUAAAUGCCACCGCCAACCUUGGCCAGUCGGUUACCCUGGUGUGCGAUGCUGAAGGCUUCCCAGAGCCCACUAUGAGCUGGACAAAGGAUGGGGAGCAGAUAGAAGAUGAGGAAGAUGAGAAGUACAUCUUCAGCCAUGACAGCUCUGAGCUGACCAUCAGGAAAGUGGAUAAGAACGAUGAGGCCGAGUAUGUCUGCAUUGCGGAGAACAAGGCCGGCGAGCAGGACGCGUCCAUCCACCUCAAAGUCUUUGCAAAACCCAAAAUCACUUACGUAGAGAACCAGACUGCCAUGGAGCUGGAGGAACAGGUUACUCUUACCUGUGAAGCCUCGGGAGACCCCAUUCCGUCUAUCACCUGGAGAACUUCCACCCGGAACAUCAGCAGUGAAGAAAAGGCUUCGUGGACUCGACCAGAGAAGCAAGAGACCCUGGAUGGGCACAUGGUGGUGCGCAGCCAUGCCCGCGUGUCCUCCCUGACCCUGAAAAGCAUCCAGUACACAGAUGCUGGAGAGUACAUCUGCACUGCCAGCAACACCAUCGGCCAGGAUUCCCAGUCCAUGUAUCUUGAAGUGCAAUAUGCCCCCAAGCUACAGGGCCCUGUGGCUGUGUACACUUGGGAGGGGAACCAGGUGAACAUCACCUGCGAGGUGUUUGCCUAUCCCAGUGCCACAAUCUCAUGGUUCCGAGAUGGUCAGCUGCUACCAAGCUCCAACUACAGUAAUAUCAAGAUCUACAAUACACCGUCAGCCAGCUAUCUGGAGGUGACCCCGGACUCUGAAAAUGACUUUGGAAACUACAACUGCACUGCAGUGAAUCGCAUUGGACAGGAGUCCUUGGAAUUCAUCCUUGUUCAAGCAGACACUCCAUCCUCACCAUCCAUUGACCAGGUGGAACCAUACUCUAGCACAGCCCAGGUGCAGUUUGAUGAACCAGAGGCCACAGGUGGGGUGCCCAUCCUCAAGUACAAGGCUGAGUGGAAAGCAGUGGGCGAGGAAGUGUGGCAUUUCGAGUGGUAUGAUGCCAGAGAAGCCAACAUGGAGGGCAUUGUCACCAUCAUGGGUCUGAAGCCAGAGACGACGUAUGCUGUACGGUUGGCAGCCCUCAAUGGCAAGGGGCUGGGCGAGAUCAGCGCGGCCUCCGAGUUCAAGACGCAGCCAGUCCGAGAACCCAGUGCACCGAAACUUGAGGGCCAGAUGGGAGAGGAUGGAAACUCUAUUAAGGUGAACCUGAUCAAGCAGGACGAUGGUGGCUCCCCCAUCAGACACUACCUGGUCAAGUACCGCGCGCUCUCCUCAGAGUGGAAACCAGAGAUCAGGCUCCCCUCUGGCAGUGACCACGUCAUGCUUAAGUCCCUGGACUGGAAUGCAGAGUAUGAGGUCUAUGUGGUGGCUGAGAACCAGCAGGGAAAGUCCAAGGCGGCUCAUUUUGUGUUCAGGACCUCGGCCCAGCCCACCGUCAUCCCAGCCAACGGCAGCCCCACCUCAGGCCUGAGCACUGGGGCCAUCGUGGGCAUCCUUAUUGUCAUCUUUGUACUGCUCUUGGUGGUUGUGGACAUCACCUGCUACUUCCUGAACAAGUGUGGCCUGCUCAUGUGCAUCGCUGUCAACCUGUGUGGGAAAGCCGGGCCCGGGGCCAAGGGCAAGGACAUGGAGGAGGGCAAAGCUGCCUUCUCGAAAGAUGAGUCCAAGGAGCCCAUUGUGGAGGUGCGAACUGAGGAGGAGCGGACCCCAAACCAUGAUGGAGGGAAACACACAGAACCCAACGAGACCACACCGCUGACGGAGCCCGAGCUGCCUGCUGACACCACAGCCACUGUUGAGGACAUGCUGCCUUCUGUCACCACCGUUACCACUAACUCUGACACUAUCACCGAAACCUUUGCUACUGCUCAGAACAGCCCCACCAGUGAGACCACAACCCUCACUUCCAGUAUUGCCCCUCCAGCCACGGCCAUGCCUGACUCAAACUCUGUGCCGGGCCAGGCCGCCCCCUCCAAGGGGCCUGGUGUCUCGGCCUCCUCCCCACCCCCAGCUUCGGCCCCCAAGGUUGCCCCCCUCGUUGACCUGAGCGACACCCCGGCCUCAGCUCCUGCCACUAGCAAUUUGUCUUCUAGUGUCCUGGCCAACCAGGGGGCUGUCCUCAGCCCCAGCACUCUUGCCAGUGUGGGUGAGGCCCCCAAGGCCCCUCCUGUGAGCAAGCCAGCCUCCAGCCCAGCCCCCGCCCCAGCUGGGGCAGCUAGCCCCCUAGCAGCAGCAGCUGCCACUGCCACAGAAGCCCCCCAAGGCAAGCAGGAGACUCCCAGCACCAAAGGCGAGGACCCGGAACCCACCCAGCCUGGCCGUGCGAAGAGCCCGGCCGAGGCAGCCCUGGCUAGCCCGAAGAGCGAGGCUGUCUCCAUCAGCGUCACAAACCCUUCCCAGGGCGAGGACUUUAAAAUGGACGAAGGGAACUUCAAGACCCCAGAUAUUGACCUUGCAAAGGAUGUUUUUGAAGCCCUGGGUUCUCCUGCUCCCGCCGCCAGGGCCAGUGGACAAGCCCCUGAGCUUGCUCCUUCCACUGCAGACAGCUCUGUCUCGCCUGCACCAGCCAAGACCGAGAAGGGCCCUGUAGAAGCAAAGUCGGAGUGCCAAGAGACAGAAGCGAAGCCAGCGCCGCCAGCUGAAGUCAAGACGGUCCCCAACGAUGCCACACAGACAAAGGAGAACGAGAGCAAAGCAUGAUGGGUGUUGAGCAGCAAGCAAAGAUCUAAAUAGUGACACAACAACUUCACCAGAGCAUUUCCAAUUAUCUCUCUCUCACACACACAUCAUUCCUCUAGUGUCUUUUGCCUUUAAAAAACAAAAACAAAACAGAUAAACAUGGGAUCUCCUUUUUGUAGGUUUAUAGAAAGGGUUCCUUUGUUGCACAUUGACUUGUCGGAAAAUGAGACAAAAAGGUUAAACCCACAGCCAAACUAGGACACUCCGUUCCCUGAAACCAUUUAGAAAUCAAACAAAAGGACCCCAAAUUAAGAAUCUAGGAAGCUCAGAAUAAAUCUAGGUUCAAGAAGACCACACUUGGUGUUACCCAAUUGGCAUAGAUCAGUUUCGAAAAAAUACUUCCAGGCACUAAGACAAACCGAAUGAACAAAGUCCACAGUUUAUUUUUAUACUUUCAGUCGAGUUUGAACUCUGUAAAACCUCAUAAGUAAGUUAUAAUUUCUGUUCACUUUGUAUUUGUUCAGUAUGCAAAGUGCGUCACCCUUUCUAGCUGAAUUCAAUUCCCACGUAGACUCUUGUUUUGUAGGAAGAAUGCCAAACUGCAGCUUCUGGGGGUAGAUUUCAAUUUGCAGUAUUCGGACUUCUUUUUCUUUCUCUUCUUUUUUUUUUUUUCCACACCCCCUCUUUCCAUCGAUUU
This is a messenger RNA of Loxodonta africana (African savanna elephant), 4090 nucleotides long. RefSeq names its product neural cell adhesion molecule 1 (gene NCAM1). Lineage: Eukaryota; Metazoa; Chordata; Mammalia; Proboscidea; Elephantidae. Bases 1 to 3414 code for a protein of 1137 amino acids. Gene Ontology annotation, biological process: cell adhesion. Gene Ontology annotation, cellular component: membrane. Gene Ontology annotation, molecular function: protein binding. The transcript is spliced from 20 exons. The record is from RefSeq and is a predicted model, not a curated record.